GAAAUGAUCAAAUCUAUAUUUCCACCCAAUAUCGGAAAGACAAAUUUGAAUGUACAACUCGGUGGUCAGUAGGUUUACAGACCUGACGGUGGAUUAAACAGCUGUAAGUUCCAUGAACAUGUUCUCGUCAGUCGUCUUGCUGUGUGUGGCCGUGGCCUUAGGUCCAGUCCUCUCAGCCAGUCUCGACUCGGAUUCCAACACUCUUCUCGGCACGGACCAACUUCCGGAUACCCAAGUUAACAACCAUGGAAACGCAAAGUAUCCUGUUCGUAACCCUGGAGUCAGUGAUGCGGACAAAAAGGACAUCGUUGAGCUGCACAACGACUACAGGAGACUUAUCGGCCGUGACGCAGCUAACAUGAUGAAAGUAAUUUGGGACGAUGGCAUGGCAUCAUCUGCUCAGAGACAUGCCGAGACUUGUAGCUUUGAUCACGACCAUCUCGCUAAUCGGUGGACCAACAGUUUACCUGGGGUGUAUAUUGGACAGAAUAUGUGCGCCGGAAAUAACAAUUGGCGGGAAUGCGUGGCUGCGUGGUACGCUGAGAAAGACAGUUACCAAUAUGGCGAGGGUGCCAAAACCUUAUCAUGGAACAAGAUCGGUCACUUUACGCAGCUAGUUACCUGGCAUGUCUCGCGUGUUGGCUGUGGAUACGCAGAGUGUGAGGGACGAAAAGACAGAUCGUCUUUUGUCUGUAACUACGCAUACGGACAGUUCUAUGAUGACGUGAUUCGUCCUUUCUUGAAUGGAACUUCAUGUGGCGCCUGUCCUCACUCAUGUAAUGAUGGACUGUGUGAUUGUGCGGGGAAAAUUUGCAACAACUUUGGAACAUUGGAUCUGAACACAUGCACGUGCAACUGCCUGAAGUUUUAUACCGGCGACACAUGCGAAACUAUUCUUUGUGACGAGACUGAGCAUGCGUCAUGUGAUCGACAUGCCAAGGACGAAUGUACCAACGGUGUCAACAUAGCCGCCCUGUGUCCUCAUCACUGUGGACGCUGCUAGACCGUGCUCACUUCCGGCCAUAUUUACCCACUUCCGGCCAUAUUUACCCACUUUCGGUUUCUUGUAGCCAAUUGUUAUCCUAUCUAUAAUGAUUAUGUAAUAGUAGAUCUACAUAUUCAGAUGAUAAUUCAAAAUGAUUCAGGAAACCUCAAAAGAAAUAAUAGAGUUAUAAAAAAGCGAUUAUAUUUUCCAGAUUUUAAGUUUCUGGUGCUAUUAUUUCCAAUGAAAUAGCUAUGCUUGCUCAGUCAAAUGGUUAUUUCAAGAAACGGGCAUUAUAAAAAACAGUUUUGAACUGUUUGUAGUAUAUUAAGAUAAUAAUUUCAUGAUAAUUACAUAUUUCUAAUACAUAUAUAUUAGCAUACACGGAUAUUUCUUUCGACACCUGGACAUUCUAAGAUUUUCCAUCUUUUUUUUUGAAUUUGUGUAAAAUAUAAUUAUAUUUUUGUUGUGAUUAAACUUUUCAAUUCAU
Messenger RNA from Pecten maximus, 1472 nucleotides. RefSeq names its product cysteine-rich venom protein TEL1-like. The coding region runs from base 113 to 1003 and encodes 296 amino acids. Lineage: Eukaryota; Metazoa; Mollusca; Bivalvia; Pectinida; Pectinidae. The record is from RefSeq and is a predicted model, not a curated record. The transcript is spliced from 10 exons.